AUGGCUCUGAAAGAGACGAAAUCGAAUGAAGAGCCAUUGACAGGUGCAAAACAGGUGGAUAUUGGGGAAGGUGAAGCCGAGACCCUAGGACACGCGCCAGUGCGCGUGACAGACACGUCAUCAACAAGGACUUUGGCACCAACAAUACUUGGAUACAGUCAGCGCAUUCAGCGCAGCUCCGGAAUGACCAGAUCAAAGGCCAGCGCCGCGUCCUCUCGGGAACCGAGCGAAGCUGCAGAUCUCAACUUCCCAUCUUCCCAAGUCUCGGUCGAGGAAGUAUCCAUCGUCAGCUCUUUCGACGUGGGUUAUGAUAGCGAUGCAAAUCCUAAUACUCUCAAGCGCUCACUUGAGGACUGUUUAGACAACAUUCAAACUACGGGCACCUUUGCUACGUCUGGGCUGUUGCCAGAUGCUACAUCACCAGGCUUAAAAAUUCACAAUGUAGGCUCGGUUGGAGCCCCCCUUGCAGAAACCCAAGCGAAAGCCAUUGAAAAUGUAUGCCACCAAGCACCAUUUGGGCAAGCUGAAUGUCGGAGCGCGGCAGAACGAGGGAGGUCCGAAACUGAUACGUCAGCAAGCCCUGUGCAGUGUCUCAUGAACGCAGGCGACCCAACCAUUUUGCUCGUCCAGCUUGACAGACGAGAUCUUGAUGUCGAGGUACUGAAGGUGAUCCGAAAGUGGGAGGCUGAAGCUGGAACGCUUCAUAUUGUCGCCUUCGAAACCUUCUUCCUUCCUCAUCUCGGGGCUCUGACCGCAACUGGACCGUGGACCUCAGAACGGGUGACUCGAUAUGGGAAGCUCUUCCGUACAGCGCUCACAAUGUGCGCAAUGCGCUUCGUGCAGAUCGAACCACAGGCCGGUAAUUGGACAAGGAGCCCUCGAGGCUGCGGUUGCUCGCUUUGUUGUCAACUUGAUGACUUCUUGGUCGACGUUUCGCAGCAGUCCAUGAGGUUUCCAGUCAGCCGCGGCAGAAGGCAACAUCUGCAUCAGAGAUUAGCAUGCACAGAAAUCAAGCAUGUGACCGAUCGACGGGGCGUAGAAACUCUCGUGGUGACAAAGCCCAGCACACCUUCGCUGGCGAAAGCAUGA
Letharia lupina is the source of this 1089-nucleotide messenger RNA. RefSeq lists its product as uncharacterized. The transcript has 3 exons. Lineage: Eukaryota; Fungi; Ascomycota; Lecanoromycetes; Lecanorales; Parmeliaceae. The record is from RefSeq and is a predicted model, not a curated record. Bases 1 to 1089 code for a protein of 362 amino acids.